This is a messenger RNA of Alosa alosa (allis shad), 3305 nucleotides long. RefSeq names its product cytochrome P450 27C1 (gene cyp27c1). The record is from RefSeq and is a predicted model, not a curated record. Gene Ontology annotation, biological process: cellular response to peptide hormone stimulus; C21-steroid hormone biosynthetic process; cortisol metabolic process. Gene Ontology annotation, cellular component: mitochondrial inner membrane. NCBI's taxonomy places the organism in Eukaryota, Metazoa, Chordata, Actinopteri, Clupeiformes, Clupeidae. The transcript is spliced from 9 exons. Bases 168 to 1790 code for a protein of 540 amino acids. Gene Ontology annotation, molecular function: monooxygenase activity; heme binding; iron ion binding.
GCACUCCUCCAGGCAUCUAGCAUUGGAAGAGCGCAACUGAGCAAAUUCGUUUGAAUUUGAAUAACUUGAGAGCAACUUCUUUGUCAUCUACAGGCUACAACUACGACUUCAGUUUGUCGUUCAUUUUCUUUUCUCGCGUUAAAGCAACCAAGAGAAUAGCAUUCACCAUGUCUCUCCACAGCAACAUCCUGCGCGUUGGAUGCAAAGCCCUUCUGGCUGAUGCGGUGGCCUCGCCGUUUCUGCUGAGGACCAACUCACUCCACAAGACCGCCACCAGCGGGUCAUUGGGCGUCGCCGCGGACCACGGCGUCAACAACUUGGUGCCCCCAGCAAUGGAGGUGGGAGACGUAGAGAAGGGAGCUAGAGUGAAGUCCUUAAAGGAGAUGCCGGGACCCAGCGCCAUCGGUAAUCUGAUUGAGUUCUUCUAUCGGGACGGCUUCUCUAGGAUCCACGAAAUCCAGAUGGAGCACUCACAGAUGUUUGGGAAGAUCUUCAAGUCGCGCUUCGGUCCGCAGCUGGUGGUGUCGAUCGCAGACCGCGACCUGGUGGCUCAGGUGUUGCGUGCGGAGGCGGCAGCCCCUCAGAGAGCCAACAUGGAGUCCUGGAAGGAGUACCGCGACAUGCGGGGGCGCUCCACGGGUCUGAUCUCAGCGGAGGGUGAUGAUUGGCUGAAGAUGCGCAGCGUGCUCCGCCAGCUGAUCAUGCGUCCCCGCGAUGUGGCCGCCUUCUCGGACGAUGUCAACAGCGUGGUGGUGGACCUGGUCAAGCGCAUCAAGUACCUGAGGAACGAGCAGCCGGACAAGCACACCGUGCUCAACAUCAACGACAUGUACUUCAAAUACGCCAUGGAGGGCAUGGCGUCCAUCCUGUACGAGACCCGCCUGGGCUGCCUGCAGGACAGCGUUCCCAAGACCAGCCAGGAGUACAUCGCUGCGCUCAACCUCAUGUUCAGCUCCUUCAAGACGACCAUGUAUGCGGGAGCCAUUCCCAAAUGGCUCCGCCCUCUUAUUCCCAAGCCCUGGGAGGAAUUCUGCAGCUCCUGGGACGGCCUCUUCAAAUUCAGCCAGAUGCACGUGGAUAAGAAGCUGGCGCAGAUCAGGAACACAGUGGCGCGCGGCGAGCCCAUCAAGGGAGGCCUUCUCACACACAUGCUCGUCACCAUGGAGAUGAACAAGGAGGAGAUCAUCGCCAACAUGACCGAGAUGCUGUUGGCUGGAGUGGACACGACCUCCUUCACGUUGUCGUGGGCGACGUACUUGCUGGCGCGGCACCCUCAGAUCCAGCAGCAGAUCUACGAGGAGGUGACGCAGACCCUGGGAGGCAAGGCGCCCACAGCUAACGACGUCCCCAACCUGCCCCUCAUCCGUGGCCUGGUCAAGGAGACCCUCAGACUUUUCCCUGUUCUUCCUGGAAACGGACGCAUCACACAGGACGAUCUAAUCGUGGGCGGAUACUUCUUACCCAAAGGGACUCAGCUCGCCCUGUGCCACUUUUCCACUUCGAUGAGCGAAGAAAACUUCCCUGGGGCCGAGGAGUUCCGCCCUGACCGUUGGAUCCGGAAAGAUCAGUCCGAUCGAGUGGAUAACUUCGGCUCCAUCCCCUUCGGGUACGGAAUCCGUAGCUGCGUCGGCAGGAGGAUCGCCGAACUGGAGAUGCACCUUGCUCUCACUCAGAUCCUCCAGAACUUCAGCAUCGAGGUUUCACCCAUCACCGACGACAUCAAGGCCAAGACCCAUGGCCUUCUCUGUCCAGGUGGCCCCAUCAACCUGAAGUUUGUGGACAGAGUGUAAACCAUAAUACUGUCCUCUUUUUAUAUAUAUAUUUAUAUAUAUCUCUAUACGACGAAGUGUACUUUGACCAAGUGUGUGAAAAGCCCAACUACUCGAAGUUUCUGAGCCACUGAACAUUGUUUUGUUUUUAUAUCAAUUCAAGUUUGUUCAGACACAUCUGGCCAGUCUAGAUAGAUAGAUACUUUAUUGAUCCCUAAGGGGAAAUUCAGGACAGUCUAUACUGUCACAUUAGGAACGUUUGGGUAACGUUGCUGUGGCCAGUCUAUACUGUCACAUUAGGAACGUUUGGGUAACGUUGCUGUGGCCAGUCUACACUGUCACAUUAGGAACGUUUGGGUACUGUGGCUUUCCUGCACUUACUGUAGCUGCUGUUAAACUGUAAUCACUAGUUAAGUAAGGAGAGAUAUGACAACUCGAGGUCCAUGAUUGCGUAAUGGACAGGAUACAAUGUGUUGUGUAAUCAAGGUCAUAGUGCAAAGUAGCAGUGCGGGGGUCAUUUCAGAGAUGCAUCAUGUAGUCUGAUGUCUUGUGCUGUGGCCAUGAACUGUAGAAUUUAAGGCAUUUGCUGGCCUUAAUGCCCUACAGUCACUCUGCUGGUCAAUGUUUCUGUAUGUAAAAAUGUAUUUUAGACCAAAUAGCCACUGAGGCAAACUUAAGUAUUUUAGAAUGUCUUUUCAAUCGACAAUUCUGAUUAACACUCUCCUGUAAAGUAAAAACAGUAGUUUUUUUUUAUAACAGAUAUAAAAUAGGUUUUGUGUUGAAAUGCUUUGGUACAAUUGCCUAUCUAUCUAAUUCCACAUGCCUACUACAUUCUUAGAAGAAUGCGCCACCUAGUGGCCAGAAUCUCCUCAUAUUUCACAUUGUAAACAACUACUACUGUUUGUGCAUUUUUUAUACUUAAUGAAAUCAAAUAAGCAGAUGUGUGAUCGUACAUGAUCCUUUGAUGUUUGAACUAGAGAUAUUUAGUUCUCAAUUGUAUUUGUUCUGUAGUUAUAUUGUGUCAAUGCCCUUAAUACGUUACAUCAAAGAGGGGAGAUGUGGAGUUGGCAAUGUAUUUGUUGAAUAAGAGAUGGUUAUGUUGGAGCUAGCCUGCUGCAAAUUUAGGCAUGUUGUUGGCUAGGUGGUAGCCUUUCUUGAAUGUGCUUCCAAUUAAGGUUACACUAUGGUACACUAUGUUAUGCUAUGGGACUAAACAGUCCGAAAGUGUCAAGGCCUCUUGGUGUAACCAAUUUAAUUUAUUUUUCCUGUAAUACUAUACACCUUUCUGCCUUACCUGUAUAUUAUUUCAUUCUACUGAAGCUUUUACCUGCUUAGAUGGAUGGUGGAAAAUGUGUCUGGUUAAAUUAACUGUAUCCUUUUAAACCUCAUGAAUGAUUGUAUAAUGUACAACUGGACUGUAAAAGUGUUUAUAAUAAUGUAACCACAUGCUUUUUAACAGUGUAUACCUAUGCAAUGCACUUACUGUAUUCUGUGAUGAAAUUGUGUAAUAAACAGGGUGCUCUCUAAUUGCCAAUA